Bemisia tabaci is the source of this 2220-nucleotide messenger RNA. Its product is annotated as UNC93-like protein MFSD11. Lineage: Eukaryota; Metazoa; Arthropoda; Insecta; Hemiptera; Aleyrodidae. The record is from RefSeq and is a predicted model, not a curated record.
AGCUCUAAAUCCAGUCUGUUUUGGUUGUCCAUUCGGGUCAACACUAGCUCCGUCCUUUCGCAACUGCAAUGGAAACUCCCAUGAUCGCCGACGAAUAACUGUCUCCGACCAAUUAAUCCACUUAACAGAAAACCUAGGGCCUCAGACGCAUGAGUGGGGCUAGCCAACAAAUUUGCGUCUCUGGAGUGUGAUAUCCUACUCCCUUUCUUUUACGCGCCGCUGAGGAAGUAAUUCAGUGCUUACACGCAAAUAAUUCUAGUGCCUGCGCUAAAUACCGAGGUAUCAAUGAAUUUUUUGUGAUUUAAAUUCGACCAAACGGCAAUGCGGACUUGUACACUGAAUGACCAGAAUCUGAAAAUUCGGACUCGAACCGGGUAUUUCCUAUCUGUGUGGGAGGGAUGCAUUAAUUUUCGUAAAUAUCUCGCAAUAACACUGAGGUGAAGCGUUGUGAAUCUUUAUUAGUAUACACGUGUAAAAAGUAAAUAAUUCAGUUUUGUGUAGCGUUGCUGGAUAGGACGGUGAAUCACGGUAAAUUGUGUUGAACAGUGUUUGAUAAUGUUCUGCAACAAGCGAGAUUUCAAUUUGAUCUACCUCGGGGUUUGCUUCCUCGUGCUUACCAUGUCAACGACAGCCUUCGUCAGUAUACAGGAGGCUUUACUGGCUGGCGAGGGGCAUGAGGAAGUGGAGGGUGGAGAGUCAAAGAAGGGCUACAUUUGUUUGGCAAUAGAUUACAUCAUUUUAUCCCUGAGUUUAUGGCUUGGUCCCUCAAUUUUGACGGUUACCGGGGUAAAGGUGGCUCUGAUAAUUGGAUCUCUGGGUGACGUGGCCUACAACGCUGCUUUUUACUUUGACGACCCUUUGAUUAUAUUCCCAACGUGUGCCUUGAAUGGUCUCACACACGCGUUGUUAUGGACCGCGCAAGGGACGUACCUCAUCGACAACUCUACGCCGAAAACGAUAUCAAGGGACACGAGCGUUUUUUGGCUCGUACUUUGUGCUGCGCCAAUCGCGGGUCACCUGAUCCUUUUCUUCCUUCUGGAUGAGAAAGCGAAAGUGGACGCGGAGACUCGUUUGCUCAUCGUCCACGUUCUUGUCGGGAUCGCUGCCUUAGCUGUCUUUCUUUUCUGCUUUCUUCGGCCCCCUGCCUCCGAGGACCCAAACGCUCCCCCUAAAAAAAGGUCCCCCGGGAACAACGGAUUCUUGGAGGCCCUCGUUAAGUCAUGGAAAGUCUUCAUCGAUCCCGACAUGCUCUGUCUCUCGCCUAUCUUCUUCUUCUCUGGUCAAGUUGUAGCUUACAAUUCAGUCAUAUUCAUCAGCAGCGUUGGUUUCACCUUAAACUUGGCACCCGGUCACUCGAAACAGCUGGUUCCAAUGACAGGAAUUUUCAUUGGAAUUGGCGUCAUAAUUGGUGGCGUGAUUCAGUAUGUAUGUAAGAAGAAGUAUGAACACAAAUACGAGCGGAGUUUAUUUUUAAUCGCAGGAACCCUAGCUACAAUGGUUGCUUUCGCAUUAACUGUGCUAAAUAUGCCUGAUGAUUCGGUGUAUGGUGACACAUCGAAUGUUGGGUCUGUUUUCAACAGUGUUCCAAUAUGUCUUCUCUCGAGUGUACUUAUGGGAAUAGGCCAAAUGUACACUUUGUCAAACACGACCAACUUGGCAGCCGUAAUUUUCAGAAAAGAAAGCUCUCAGUGCUCGGCCGUUUUCAAUUUUGUAAAGUUUGGAGCCGGUGGUUUCAGCUACUACUUACCUCAGUGCAUGGGCCUGCACGGGCAAAUCGGUAUCCUAGCAGCGUUUGGGAUAGUGGGAGCAAUCCUGUUUUUAUACGUUGAUUGCAAAGUCGUGGCAAAAUUGCAGGAGGGCAAAACAUCGAGGGUAAAUCCCCCCGAAGAGCAGCUCGAGUUCAUGCCCAAGGAACACGCUGCCACGAUGAUUGUUAUGUCCAGUAAUUCCGCCCUCCAUGAUCUCCACGCGUAGAUUCCAAGCUUAAAGUCAACUCUAGGCUUACUGCCAAAAUCAUUCUUAUGCGUCAAUUAGUAAAGAUCGGAGAUAUUUCUUUUUCAACCGCCUCUCGUACAACAAACUUGGUAGAAGUAGUGUAUAAUUGGUCUGGGAGAUGGAAGAAAAAAGGCUCAGGUUCCAUGUUUUUAACCAACAAUUGUUUUUUAUAUUUUGUACAAUCUUUCAUCUUGAACUUUGUAAAUAAAAACUGAAAAACAUGAA